Molecule: messenger RNA, 807 nt
Organism: Liolophura sinensis
Lineage: Eukaryota; Metazoa; Mollusca; Polyplacophora; Chitonida; Chitonidae
Product: tyrosyl-DNA phosphodiesterase 2-like
Exons: 4
Coding region: 1-807 (268 amino acids)
Biological process (GO): double-strand break repair
Cellular component (GO): PML body; cytoplasm
Molecular function (GO): 5'-tyrosyl-DNA phosphodiesterase activity; single-stranded DNA binding
Source: RefSeq, a predicted model, not a curated record
AUGUCGAUCCGUCGAUAUGAAGAGCGCCAGCGUGCGUCCAGGUAUACCAUGAAACUUAUCUGCUGGAACAUUAACGGACUACAGAGCAAAAACCUCAGGCUGAGAACACUGGCCGUGUGUGACGUCAUCAACACAGAACAUCCGGAAGUUGUGUUUCUACAGGAAGUUAUUCGUCAGACGUUCUUAAUGUUGAAGAAGGAGUGCCCCCACUAUACAGUCUUACAGGCCAGUGAUAAGGACUACUUCACCGCCAUUUUGUUGAGGAAGAGUUGUGUGACAGUUGAGGAGCACGUGGUCCAUCCCUUCCCGACCAGCGUCAUGGCCAGAAAGCUGCAGACUGUCAAGUGUAUCGUGAACAACGUGCAGUGCUAUCUUAUGACGUCACAUCUCGAGAGCAUGGAUUCGCAUGACGAGGAGCGAAAGAAGCAGCUACUGGUGGCUUUACAGGCAAUGGAGAAUGUGGACAAAGACAGAGCUGUCAUCUUUGGCGGAGAUCUGAAUAUUCGCGAUAAAGAAAUAACCGAUGUCGGCGGAUUGCCAGACAAUAUUCUUGACCUUUGGGAGAUCACUGGAAGUCGACCUGAGCACCAGUACACGUGGGACUAUUGGCAAGGUCAGCUAAACCAUGUCAAGGUUGCCAAGGAAACGCGUUUCCGUUUUGACCGGAUUUAUCUCAGACGGAAUGCCCGACCAUCUCUUAUCCCUACAAACUUCAAGAUGGUCGGUUUGGAGAAGCUAUCCUCGUGUCAUGACUUUGCCAGCGAUCAUUGGGGCAUCAUGGUUACGUUUGCCAUUCGGCGACGAUAA